GAAUUAUGACCAGCAGUGUUAAAUACUAACGUCUCAGAACCUCGUGGCACAUAGUAAGUCUGUUUUUGGCUGGUUAAAACUGUAUGGUUAAAAAAACAAAUUCUCUAUGGUGACUUUAAAUGCGAUUAUUACUUCCGGAACCAAAACGUUCAGCGCUAUGCCAGGAAAACGGAGAUGAAGACCAUUUCUGGGUGAAUUUAUGACGCAUCUAUGUUGAAAUAACUUUAAAAGUCCCAAGGAAAUGAGUCGCUGUCAAGAAGAAGUGGAGCUGGAAAAAAGCGUCAGGCAGCUGAGAGAAAGGUUCCAUGGCAAGAUUCCCAUCGACAAGGCAACUUUGCUCAUGCGACGCUAUAGCAACGACCACCGGAUGGUCGCCACAGAAAUUGUCCUGAUGAAAGACAGAGAACUGGACGAUGAUGACAAAUGGCAUCUGGAAAACGACCCAGUGGUGAAGAAUGUGGUUCAGAAACUGCAAGCUGAGGACAGAGAACAGGACAAUAAGGAAAAGCAGCCAUCGAAAAGCGAUGGGGACUCUCGUCGGAAACCUAAAACAAACAAAGACCCAAAGAACGACAGGGACAUACAGGAGCUCGGCCAGAACCUCCGCGUGCUGCCUCUGACCGAGAAGAACAAGCGCAUGUUUGACCAGGCGCAGAAGGACGAGAUCCCUUCCGCCAUUCACCAGUUUGCCUGUCAGCAGUGCGACCAGGACUGGUGGCGACAGGUGCCGCAGAGGAAGAGGGUGUCGCGCUGUCGUCGGUGCAAGAAGAGAUACGACCCCGUGCCACCAGACAAGAUGUGGGGCAUCGCUGAGUUCUUCUGCCCGAACUGCGCUCGCUCGUUCAAGGGCUUCGGAAGAAUGGACCUAGGCUCUCCCUGCUACGGCUGCCGGGCAAUCAUACUCCCAUCCCAAAUCCUGCCUCCGCGGCGGGGGAACGCAGGGCGUAGAGGAAGGCACCAGCACAGCUGCCUGGCCGAGGACUGCUACAACAGACAGGAGCGCUACGUGCCUGGCACAGAAUGCGUCCACCCACACAGCAGGCAGAGGAACAGGAAGCCUCGCGUGGUGAAUCCCAGCGAAGCCCACAUCAGCAGCGGCUCCACGGUGGACACGUGCGUGAGCCAGGGCAGCCUCGUUGAGCAGCUCUUCGACCUCAUCCUGGAGGACAUCGGCGAGCAGGAGGAGGAAAGCGACUUUGACUCAGAUGGCAGCGGCUGAAGGGGUCGCCGCCAACCCACCGACAGGGAUGUCAGCGAGAAGACUGGCUUAACCCUGAAGCUGUGCGUUUACAAUCCGAUUCUCAGUACGUGUGCGUGUGCCACUGAGUUCUGGGGACGCAGUGAUCUUCCCUAGCAAUUCAGGAAUCUGGAGCAUAUUUAGAGCCUUCUAUUGUAAAUAUUCGCUGUCAUUCUAUAAAAGACUCGUAACAGUAACAUCAUGUAACCUUUAGUUUACAUCUUUGCAUCCCUGUGGCCAAACACAAGUAAGGGUUCAUGCCACUAUGGAUAAUUCAGUAUGCUUCUAAUUGGGUAGCCACACUGAUAUUCUCUGUUUUUGUAAACUGUUCAGUUCAUGUAUAUCCUCUAAAUCUAUUUUUGGUCAGUUUAGUUAAAGGAAGAACAGUUCACGAAGUCCGAGGAAAACGACGUCUCACACACUCUUAAGACCACGCGAAGUGCAACGCUCAAAACCUCCAGUACAAAAUCACCACAACUUAAAUAACACAAAACUGAACUGUAUCCCUGUGUCGGCUCACACGCAUAGUCAUAAUCUCUAUAUAUCUCUCCUUUCUUUUCAGCCAUGCACUUAAAUUCUGCAGUGAGGUUCUUUUAUACAUGCUUCAUAUAUAUUCACUUCACAGCACUGUGGUGAGGCGGACGCAAGGACGCCGACACAGCUUUUCAGCGGGGUUUCCCUGGGACAGCGGCCUAACGUCCCUGCUUGAUCAGACUAGAGACAGAAUUUCAGACAGUUUCCGCUAGUUAGGGCCCUGUGCUAUGAUGCUAGCGGCCUGUGGGUAUAUAUACGGACUGGUGGCAAUAAAGGUGGAGAAUGUUAGAAGUAUGCAGGGCUGUAUCAUUUGUUGUGGUUUCUUUGUAAUAUCUCGCCUGGCUUGGUUUGUUUUUUUGGGGGGGGGCGGGGGGUUUUGUGGGCAGCUGGGUUUACUUUUCAGACACUUUGUGUCUACAGUUGUAAUUCCAUGGUUAUUCUGCACUGAUGUAAACCAAUAUCGUAGAACACGCAGAUGAAACCUAAAGCGUUUUAAGGUUACAAUGUUAUAAGUGACAAUCUCACACAAUGGCACAAAAUGCGAUUAAUUUUUUUUGUAAGUUAUGGCUCCUUAAACACACUGAGUUUUCUUAAUAAAAUGAGAAUAUCGGUUAAGACAUUUUAAGAUUAUUUUUCAAAGUGCUGAGUGUCAGUUGCUCUCAGGUAUAGACUUCCAAAGAUAGCAGCUUGCCACAUGCCACUGAACUUACAAUUUGCUGUUCUCUUGACCUACUAGCAUUCUUUAUUUACCCAUGUCUCGUAUGCAGCAGGAUUUGGCCAGAUCUCUGAAGAGGGUGCACCAAGAGCUCGCAAUUGUGAGUUCUGGAGUCUGCCUUUGUUUUAAAAGGACUUCUCAACAAUAAAGACCAAAUCCUAAAUCCUA
Electrophorus electricus (electric eel) is the source of this 2654-nucleotide messenger RNA. RefSeq names its product shiftless antiviral inhibitor of ribosomal frameshifting (gene shfl). Gene Ontology annotation, molecular function: sequence-specific mRNA binding; ribosome binding. Lineage: Eukaryota; Metazoa; Chordata; Actinopteri; Gymnotiformes; Gymnotidae. The record is from RefSeq and is a predicted model, not a curated record. Gene Ontology annotation, biological process: viral translational frameshifting; innate immune response.